This is a messenger RNA of Lathyrus sativus (Indian pea), 411 nucleotides long. The record is from the annotation of a GenBank genome assembly. Lineage: Eukaryota; Viridiplantae; Streptophyta; Magnoliopsida; Fabales; Fabaceae.
AUGGCUCGUACUAAGCAAACAGCUCGCAAGUCCACCGGAGGAAAAGCCCCAAGGAAACAGCUAGCAACAAAAGCUGCUCGCAAAUCAGCUCCGGCAACCGGAGGAGUGAAGAAGCCACACAGAUUCAGGCCAGGAACCGUUGCUCUGAGAGAAAUCAGGAAGUACCAGAAGAGCACUGAGCUUCUGAUAAGGAAGCUUCCAUUCCAGAGGCUGGUGAGGGAAAUCGCUCAGGAUUUCAAAACUGAUCUCCGAUUCCAAAGCAGCGCUGUUUCUGCUCUUCAAGAAGCUGCUGAAGCAUACCUUGUUGGUUUGUUCGAAGACACAAACCUGUGCGCUAUUCAUGCCAAGAGAGUUACCAUUAUGCCCAAGGAUAUUCAACUUGCUCGCAGAAUCAGAGGCGAGAGGGCUUAG